Messenger RNA from Oncorhynchus masou masou (cherry salmon), 2558 nucleotides. Its product is annotated as neural cell adhesion molecule 2-like. The record is from RefSeq and is a predicted model, not a curated record. The transcript has 15 exons. Lineage: Eukaryota; Metazoa; Chordata; Actinopteri; Salmoniformes; Salmonidae. The coding region runs from base 174 to 2558 and encodes 794 amino acids. Gene Ontology annotation, cellular component: membrane. Gene Ontology annotation, biological process: cell adhesion. Gene Ontology annotation, molecular function: protein binding; nucleic acid binding.
GCGAGCUGGGGAGCGAGCGGGGGAGCGCGCGCCAGAGAGGGAGCGAGAGAACGCCAGCGGACCUCAAGACCGAGGGCGAAAGGAGUGUCGCGGUUCCUGCUAUAAUAACAGCUACUAAAAACCUCCACUAACAGCGAACGCUGGAAGCGGUCCAUCAGCCAAACCUGCUCAAAAUGAUUAUCCAACUCCUAUGGUUUCUUGUCUGCGGCAGUCAAGCUGUUCUGCAGGUAUCCAUAUCCUUGAACAAGGUGGAGCUAAGUGUGGGAGAGUCCAAGUUCUUCAAAUGCACAGUGAUCGGAGAGCCGGUCAACCUGGAAUGGUUUAACCCCCAGGGGGAGCGCAUCGUGUCGUCCCAGCGUGUGGCCCUGCACACCGGGGAGGACAGCUCCAGGCUGACCAUCUAUAAUGCUGAGGUGGAGGACGCGGGCAUCUACCGCUGCCAGGCCACCGACGCCCAGGGACAGACACAGGAGGCCACCAUGGUGCUGGAGAUGUACCAGAAGCUGACGUUCCGCAACGUGAGGUCCCCCCAGGAGUUCCGUCACGACGAGGCGGCAGAGGUCGUGUGUGAUGUCAUUGCCUCCCCGGCACCCGCGGUCACUUGGUUCUACCAAAAGGGCUUCAGGAGCAUGGAGAUCACGGAGGAGCACUACAGCAGGUUCCAGGUGCUGCCCAACAACAACCUGCAGAUCCAUAAGGUGACCAAGGCAGACGAGGGCGUGUACCGCUGCGAGGCGCGAGUGGAGGCCCGCGGCGAGAUCGACUUUGUCGACAUAGAGGUGGUGGUGAAUGUUCCACCUGUGCUGUCAGUACUACAGCAGUCAUUCAAUGCCACAGCAGAUUACCAGGAGUCAGUGACUUUCACCUGCAUCACAUCAGGAUCCCCCAACCCCGAGGUCACCUGGCACAGGAAGGGCCAGCAGUUGGAGAGGUCAGAGCAAUAUGUCCUCAACACCAUGGAGGCAGGCAGGAGUACCCUGACCAUCCGCAACAUCAUCCAGGGGGACGGGGGCGACUAUACCUGCCGAUCCACCAACAAGGCCGGGGCAGAGGAGAGGGAGCUCUUCCUCAAAGUGUUUGUCCAGCCACACAUCACCCAGCUGCGUAACGUGACGGCGGUAGAGGGCAGCGCCGCCAUGAUCUCCUGCGUGGCUGAGGGGGAGCCACUCCCUGAGAUCUCCUGGAGGAGAGCCAGUGACGGUCAGAGCUUCGCCGAUGGAGACAAGAGCCGGGAUGGGCGUGUGGACGUGCGGGGCCGCCAUGGCAAGUCCAUGUUGACCAUCAGUGGGGUGAAGCUAACUGACUUAGGCCGUUUUGACUGUGAGGCCCUCAGCAGGAUUGGGGGCCACCAAAAGAGCAUGUUCCUCGAUAUCGAGUACAUGCCCAAGUUCCAGACCAACCAAACCAUCUUUUACUCGUGGGAGGGCAACCCGGUAAACAUCAGCUGUGACGUCAAGUCCAACCCGCCCGCCACCAUGCUGUGGAGGAGAGAACGCCUCACCAUCUCAGCCGAGGGCACUGCCAACACACGCAUCCACACGACCGACGGCAAGUCCAUGCUAGAGGUCACCCCAGUGUCCGAUAGGGAUUUCGGACGCUACAACUGCACGGCCCGGAACAACAUCGGAGUGAAAUACCAGGAGUUCAUCUUGGCCCAGGCAGACGUGCCCUCGAACCCGUACUCAGUGCGCUUGUCGGCCGUGUCACAGCACAUCGCCACGGUGACAUUCAUGAAACCCGACUCACAUGGCGGUGUACCCAUUGGCCACUACCUGGUCAACUACAAAGAAGUGGGCUCGCAGGACUGGAGAGACGUCAAGUCACAUGGAGUCCAGACGAUAGUACUGCUGACAGGCCUAGAGCCCAACACCACCUACGAAGUGCGAGUGGCUGCAGUCAAUGGGAAGGGCCAAGGGGAGUUCAGUCACACGGAGUCCUUCCAGACUCUACCCAUACGUGAGCCCAGCCCUCCGGCAGUGCAUGGCCAGAGAGGGAUGGGAAAGACCUACCGGCUGGGCCUUGUCAAGCAAGACGACGGGGGCAUGCCCAUCGUGGAGUACAUUGUCAAGUACAAGACAGACAAGGAGGAGCAGUGGAUGACGAAGCUGGUGUCGGGGCAGCAUGACUUUGCCCUGCUGCAGCCGCUGCAGUGGAACAUGCGCUACGAGGUGGAGAUCACAGCUCGCAACGUCAAGGGCCUUUCGGAGCCCACCUUCUACCAGUUCUUCAUGCCCCAGAAACCCGACAUCAUAGCUGCAGGGACUCUGAGACUAGUCAGGAUCGAGGCAAAUAUGAACACAGCAAAGUACAGAGAGAUCCUUGAUGAAAACCUGCUCCAGAGCGCUCAGGACCUUAGACUGGGUCGAAGGUUCACCUUCCAACAGGAUAAUGACCCUAAUGACACAGCCAAGACAACGCAGGACUGGCUUCAGGAAAGGUCUCUAAAUGUCCUCUCUAGCCAGAUCCCGGACUUGAACUCGAUCGAACAUCUCUGGAGAGACCUCAAAAUAGAUGCGCAGCAACACUCCCCAUCAAACCUGACAGACUCAGUGCUGUAA